AUGGCUGUCGACUCUGGCGCUGAGCCGCUGGCUGCUGCGCGCAUCCCGUCUCUGCCUGACUCCAUGUUCUACAUUCCGAAUUUCAUCACCUCUUACGACGAAGACCAGAUUCUCAGCAAACUCCCUCCCAACCGUUGGACUGUACUCUCGCACCGCCGCCUCCAGGCGCACCCCUCCACUCUGACCGCCAACAACACUUUGCUCGCCGCGCCGCUGCCACCCUACCUGACCACCUCUCCCACACCCAUCCUUGAGCACUUCGAAAAGCUUGGCAUAUUCAAAGAUACUCCACAUGGCGCUCCCAACCACUGCUUGGUCAAUGAGUACAGAAGAGGCGAGGGCAUCAUGCCGCAUGAGGACGGAGCUGCCUACGCGCCUAUUGUUGCCACGGUGAGCCUUGGCGGUACAGUGGUUCUAGAGGUGACUUCAAAGUCGGUGUGGGAGGCGAACAAGAAAGAAGCAGACCAGCAAGAUGAAGAGCCGGUCGCAGAGAAGGACGGAAGCCAAACCAAAUGGCGCAUCGUGUGUGAGCCACGAUCCCUACUGGUCACUACCGGCUCUGCAUACACUACCACACUCCACGGCAUCCCACCCGUAGCAAUAGAUCCUGAUCUUGGGCCAGGCACCGUAGCCAACUGGUCGCUUCUUGGCAACCCGCAGCAAUAUGUAGAAGCGGAUGGCAAGAACGAGCGUGGAACAAGAGUAAAAUACUAG
Molecule: messenger RNA, 714 nt
Organism: Lasiodiplodia theobromae
Lineage: Eukaryota; Fungi; Ascomycota; Dothideomycetes; Botryosphaeriales; Botryosphaeriaceae
Product: Oxoglutarate/iron-dependent oxygenase
Exons: 3
Coding region: 1-714 (237 amino acids)
Source: RefSeq, a predicted model, not a curated record